CGGUGCGGACCUCGGAGAGCCUGGUCGCCAGCCCGCGAGCCAGUCUCGGUCCUCGCGGCCCGCCGAGGCUCACGGCCAUCCAGCGACCCGGCGAGCGGCCUCAGGCCCUGCCAUGGGGAAGACCAACAGCAAGCUGGCCCCAGAGGUGCUGGAGGACCUGGUUCAGAACACCGAGUUCAGCGAGCAGGAGCUGAAGCAGUGGUACAAGGGCUUCCUGAAGGACUGCCCCAGCGGCAUCCUUAACCUGGAGGAGUUCCAGCAGCUCUACAUCAAGUUCUUUCCCUACGGCGACGCCUCCAAGUUUGCGCAGCACGCUUUCCGCACCUUCGACAAGAACGGCGACGGCACCAUCGACUUCCGGGAGUUCAUCUGUGCCCUUUCGGUCACCUCCCGCGGUAGCUUUGAGCAGAAACUCAACUGGGCCUUUGAGAUGUACGACCUGGAUGGCGACGGGCGCAUCACGCGCCUCGAGAUGCUGGAGAUCAUCGAGGCUAUCUACAAGAUGGUGGGCACUGUGAUCAUGAUGCGCAUGAACCAAGAUGGGCUCACGCCCCAGCAGCGUGUGGACAAGAUCUUCAAGAAGAUGGACCAGGAUAAGGACGACCAGAUCACGCUGGAGGAAUUCAAGGAGGCGGCCAAGAGUGACCCAUCCAUUGUACUGCUGCUGCAAUGUGACAUGCAGAAGUAGAGGCUGGUGAGGGGCAGGGCCCCUGGCCAGGAGGGGCGUGGCCACCUCCCAACCCACUGAUCUCUCAGGGGGAGGGGUACUCUAGCCUCACUCUCUGGCCCACCCACCCCUCUGCCCAAGCCCUUGCUCCCCUCAGUCGAGAUCCUUGAGGGACCACCUCACCCUGGAAAAGAGACAGAUCCUCAGGUAUUCUGUGGUCUAGCCCCACCCCCAGUCUUGGCCCAGAACCAACAUCCACUGGGCAUAGGGAGUUGGCUUUUGCCCCAAGAGGCAGGACUGAGGAAGGGGGGCUGAGGGUCUGCUUUGGAAUUCUGUUCUUCCUGGGAUUAUGGUUUACAGGAUGUGGUCUCACAGAUCCCAGUUAAAGGGCCAAAGUGGGUCUGUCCUUUGCUGAGGACCUAAAUUCCUUGAAGGUGGUCUCUGCCCUGCCCCCUCGACUCUACCUGGCCCCUCCGGCCCCAGCCUUUGGAGCAUUCAUUCAGUCCUUUCUUCACUUAACAUUUAUUGAGCACCUGUUUGAUGCCAGGCACCUCUAGGUGCUAGGGUUAUGGUAGUUUACAAGACACAUUCUGUGCCCUCUGGAAGCUCCUAAGGGAAAUGAGGCAAACUUCCAGUGGUCAGAGUCUCAGAUGGGAACGUCCCACACAGCUGAGCAGAGGGUGUGCUAAGGCCAGUUAGUUUGAAAGGAACUAUUAAAUCUUUCAGCUCAGCUCCACCCAGAGCGGCAGAGGGAUGAAAUGAAAAGUAUUUGGGUGUCUAGGAGUGGAAGGUUUGUGAAAGAAACACUGAUAUUUAUGUAAUACUUAUUUUUUUAGCACCCUUUAAAAGAGCUAAAGUCAUUUUAUUAAUUUAGGAUAUUAAAGCAUACUUUAUAUUACUGGGUUUCUUGUAAAAUGAUGAAAUGAAUAUAGAGAAUGCUAACUUGGGGGGGCGGUGAGGGAGAGCUGAGAAAAAAAAAAGAGGGAAAAUACCAGCAAACUUACCAAGUAACACUUUUUUCUUAUCAGACUAAGUCCCGAGGUGUCACCAUCAGCAGCUUCUGCUGCUUCCUUUUUAAUGACCUUUUUCAAUUCACUGAGUAACUAUCCUGCACUUGCCCUGGUUGGAUGCUGACUUCAGAAACAGAAAAAAAAAAAAAAAAAGCAAGGUUUGCUGAGUGUGAGACAAGGGUAGCUUCCACAUCUUGGUAGUUCCUUUCUGGAUUUGGUCUAGUUUCAAGGGUGGGCUUGUUCUUUCUGCUAUAGAAACAGAAGGAGCUAGGAGAAAAGGACUGUUUAGGUUGCCAGACUGCGUUUAUGGGACCAAAUGCCUAAAAAUGUGCUGGGGACAUGCUCUUUCUAACCCCAAAUCCUCAGCCUGCCAGGUAAAUUCAUCAUCUUCCAGGUGCACUGGCUUUGCUUUCUGCUUUUGGUCAAUGAGCUAUACAGCUGCAUGCUUUGACUGCCAGAAAAUUAAUCUAGCUUCUUCAAGCCUUUCACUUUAUUUCCUCCUGUACUUGUGAUCAGAAAUUAGCUUCGAUGUACAGUGACAGAUUUCCUUUUGAACUGCUGAUGAAAACAGUCUAGCACACAGGUGCUGUCAGCCCAGGGUAGGAGCAGGGAGUGAUCACUGAGUCAGCGGUGCGAGAUUGCAUCUCCGGGAAAGAGACGUGACGUCUCUUCUGAGUGCUCAUCUGUCCUCCCUCUCUGCAGGUGGAAACUCUUGGGGACUCUGAUCUUUGGUCCCAAACUCCCUUGGACCGUCCUUCUUGCUGCCCUUGGAGGUAGCAAGGCCACUUUGUUGCCACUCUCUUUCUAUCUUCUGCCUAUGACUGGCCAUGUGGUAAGGCCAGGAAUUUAUAUCAUCAGGCUGUAACCAGCAGAUUUUUAUCCAGUAAUGCCUCAAGGAAUGUUCCAUUGCUCUAAAGAGCUGGUCAUUAGAUGUUCUUGUGCUACCAGUCAGCACCGCAGACACACAGAUACUCUACAGCCUGGCUCAACUGAGACUUCUGGUAAAGGCUUUUCACAAAGUGGGAUUCCUGCCCCCGCCAAAUGUUGAAUCUAACCUAACUCAAAAUCACACAGAACUUCACAGCUUUCAAAGGCCCGCCAUCUACUCCAUCUCAUCCUAUCCCCCAGCCUGGGGAAAUAGAGAUUUUCAUUCCCUCUCUCCAGACUUGGGAAGUGAGGUACAGAAAGUGGGAAUCCCUUGUGAGAGCAAACGGUCGGGGAUGGCACGGUGCCAAGACUUGAACCCAAGGCUCGAGGAGGCUUUCUUCCUUUAGAGUCUCUCCCUCCUCAUCUCUCUGACUCGGAGUCAUACAAAGUUGACUGUGGGGCCAGCUAAGUUAGUUUUGGUCUUUGACAAGCUUCCUGCUAAGAAGUUUCUGAGGCGGUGGUCUUCCAAAAAGAAAAGGAGCUUGGUUGAACUCCCAACAUUUUCAAGCACCUUCUGUCUGCUUCUGGGCAGCUCUGCUAACAGGUCAGUGCUGUCCUGGGAAGCCUCUGACUCAGAACCGCAGAAGCAUCUUGCACUGUCUUUACCACCAUAUUCCUCCCCAGGAGAACUAUUCUUGUUUUUCUUAAGCUGGUGGGCAAGUCCUACCCAUGAGAGCAUGUUUGAUAAUUCCAAGCUUUUAGACAUAUGCCGUGGGUGAUAUUUGCCAGUUAGGCCAAAGAGUCUCAGACAGCCCAGCAGUGUGAACACAUAAAGCCAGGCUGGGAACCAGGACCACCAUCUUCUUGAUGGGAGGAGCCACAGGCAGGCCAGGCCUUGCUCCCACAUGCUUCUGGAUGUCCCAGGCACUGUGUGCUCGGGGGCUCCUGUGGUAGAGCACCAGCCCUGCUUUGAGAAGAGAGGCAGGCCUCUGAUCCCUGUGCCACCUAUGAGUGACUUGCCAUAGAGCACAAGGUUAGGAGUCAUGGAAGCAUGACUCGCAGACACACAAAAAUACAUAGACCUUGAAAACGAUGAUAUAUUCAAACUCUCCUUCUGAAGUUUUGUAUCUUCUUGCACCAAGUCCGAAUUGAAAGGUUCCAGAAUCUACCUCCUAACUGCAUUCUAUCCUCCCUCAAUCUUUUGGGCUAAUUGAUAAGCCCCCUAUUUUUUAUCUCUAAAAAUCAUCAACAAGGUCUAUGUCUGAUGGCUGCUCCAGUCCUUUGAGCUGUAGUCAGGAUAAUAUAACUUGCCUCUGAAUCCAAAGUUAAGAAAAAGGAAGCCCAUAAGCAAAGGCACUGAAUCUUUUCCUGCCAAUUUCUAGAGGUAGAAAUUCAUCCUGCUACAGAAAGAGAGAGAGAGAGAGAGAGAGAGAGAGAGAGAGAAGAGAAAGCAAAGAUAGUGAGAGAGCACGCUGGCAUUUCUACAGGGGGUAGUAAGCUGAUGCUGUAAAUAUUUUUACACAAAAAUUUACUAAAGCCACAAAUUUUCCUGAAGAUCCACCCUGGGUGAGGUUUUGUUCUGACAUUAGAGAUCACUGUGGAAGAAAGAAUACAUUUCCUACAUAUUUUAUUUAUCAUUUUUGAAAAAAAAUUCUUUAAAUCCUACAGUUGCAAAGUUUCAGAAAAAUAUGGAAUUUUCUUCCUGAAAUUUUCAAGGGUUUCUUUUACUUUUGCCAGAAGGUGGGGCAGGACUGGGCCUCCCAGGGUGUAGGAACCUUCCUGCUUGGUGGAGGGGAAAAGCGGAGCUGGGUGGCAGAGGAGGGCAUCCCAACUCGCUUUCUAGUAUGGCCCCCUGUCCCCUCCACAUGUGCUGCUCCUGGCUGUGGCCACAGUGACUGUUCUCACUGUUCAACCCUGUGCUGUAUGGUGUGUUUUUCACUGACCGUGAAUAAAAGGUGUGACCAUG
Molecule: messenger RNA, 4510 nt
Organism: Nyctereutes procyonoides (raccoon dog)
Lineage: Eukaryota; Metazoa; Chordata; Mammalia; Carnivora; Canidae
Gene: HPCAL4
Product: hippocalcin like 4
Exons: 4
Coding region: 113-688 (191 amino acids)
Molecular function (GO): calcium ion binding
Source: RefSeq, a predicted model, not a curated record